AUGUCAUAUCACCAACCUUCAAUUCCCUCCAUUGAUGCAAAUAGUAACACGAACGGGUUUUACCAGCCAUCACAACAGUAUUCGUUCCCUCAAGGAUCUAUGGCUUUUGGAAAUGGGAUGCAGGGAUCUGGCAUGGAUUUCGGUGGCAGUAAACCUAGUGGUACGCCAGCUAAUUUCACAAAUGAGCAGUUGACACCAGGUCUUUUUAAUGCCUUAUCUACCCGUGGGUAUUCAUUCGAACCUUCUUUGCUUGAAGAAUUGGGAAUCAAUUUCAACCGUAUAAUUGCUAAGACAAAAUUUGUGUUAGUACCGCUUUCUCACAAAGGUUUAUCGAAAGAAAUCCAGGAGGAUUCCGAUCUUGCUGGGCCCAUUAUCUUUUGGUUAAUGUUCGGAAUAUUAUUACUUACAGCAGGGAAAGUACAUUUUGGCUACAUUUAUGGUGUUGCAUUGUUUGGUUCUCUGUCACUACAUACACUUCUCAAAUACAUGAGUGAUGGUGCCCAUCAACUGCAACAACAAGCUUCUGCUGCUGGACCAUCCUCCUCCGGAAUCUCGUAUCUGAGAAGUGCAUCGAUUUUGGGUUAUGCUUUCCUACCACUCUGUGUGUUGGCCUCACUUGGUGUAUUUGCGAACCUCAACAACACAUUUGGAUACAUUCUAGGACUAUUGACUGUUCUGUGGUCAACCUGGUCCUCAUCUGGACUAUUCACUGUAUCAUUGGAUCUUCACAACGUCAGAAUCCUAAUAGCCUACCCACUGCUAAUCUUCUACAGUGUAUUUGCUCUCAUGGCAAUCUUCGUAUAA
Molecule: messenger RNA, 804 nt
Organism: Kluyveromyces lactis
Lineage: Eukaryota; Fungi; Ascomycota; Saccharomycetes; Saccharomycetales; Saccharomycetaceae
Gene: YIP1
Product: transporter YIP1
Exons: 1
Coding region: 1-804 (267 amino acids)
Biological process (GO): vesicle fusion with Golgi apparatus; endoplasmic reticulum to Golgi vesicle-mediated transport
Cellular component (GO): trans-Golgi network; membrane
Source: RefSeq, a predicted model, not a curated record